Messenger RNA from Eutrema salsugineum, 1671 nucleotides. RefSeq lists its product as uncharacterized. The transcript is spliced from 2 exons. Gene Ontology annotation, molecular function: nucleic acid binding; RNA-DNA hybrid ribonuclease activity. The coding region runs from base 1 to 1671 and encodes 556 amino acids. NCBI's taxonomy places the organism in Eukaryota, Viridiplantae, Streptophyta, Magnoliopsida, Brassicales, Brassicaceae. The record is from RefSeq and is a predicted model, not a curated record.
AUGGACGCGUUCUCCGGCUACAAUCAGAUCCUAAUGCAUCCUGAUGAUCGAGAAAAAAUGGCAUUCAUAACUGAUCGCGGGAUAUACUGCUACAAAGUCAUGCCGUUCGGGUUCAAGAACGCAGGAACAACGUAUCAACGGCUCGUCAAUAAAAUGUUCGCGGCUCAGCUUGGAAAAACUAUGGAAGUAUACAUCGACGACAUGUUAGUCAAAUCACUCAACGAGGAAGACCAAGUCGCGCAUCUACGAGAAUGCUUCGAACAAUUGAACAAGCACAACAUGAAACUAAACCCGGCAAAGUGCAGGUUCGCGGUCACCUCGGGAGAAUUCCUCGGCUAUCUGGACAAAGCACGAAGUGCAGAGGCUCACAGGAAGAGUCGCCGCGCUAAACAGGAAUUGAAGAAUUAUCUGGCGAGCCCACCAAUCUUAGCAAAACCAGUCGAAGGAGAGCCGCUCUUCCUCUACAUCGCAGUGUCUGCUACAGCUGUAAGCGGAGUCCUUAUCAGAGAAGAACGAUCCGAGCAAAAGCCCAUUUUCUACAUCAGCCAGAUAUUGACCGACGCCGAGACUCGCUACCCCCAGAUCGAGAAGGUCGCCCUAGCCGUCGUAGUCUCGGCUCGGAAACUGCUCCCGUACUUUCAAUCACAUUCAAUUUUUGUGCUCGCUACGCUUCCACUGCGCUCGAUCCUACACAGCCCUAGCCAAUCCGGUCGGCUCGCCAAGUGGGCCAUAGAGCUAAGCGAAUACGACAUCGAGUAUUGGAACAGGUCGUCUGCAAAGUCACAGGUGCUCGCAGAUUUCCUCAUUGAACUUCCCGUCGAAGCAACAAACGAGCCGACUCUAGACGAAGUGUGGACGCUGCACGUCGACAGCUCGUCAUCUAAACACGGCUCGGGAAUAGGAAUCCGCCUCACCUCUCCCACCGGAGAAAUAUUGGAGCAGUCUUUUCGCCUGAACUUCCACGCCUCGAACAACGAAGCGGAAUACGAAGCACUGAUCGCCGGCAUACGACUAGCACAGAGAAUUGGAGUUCGAAAGAUAAGAACCUUUUGCGAUUCACAGCUUGUAGCAUGUCAGUUCAACGGAGAAUACGAGGCGAAGGAUGGACGAAUGGGAGUUUACCUCAAAGUGGUCCGAGAGUUGGUGCGAAAAUUCGAUGAGUUCGAACUCACUCGCUUUCCCCGAGGAGAAAACACCUCGGCCGACGCAUUGGCAGCACUCGCUUCGACCUCGGACCCAGACCUCCGACGAACGAUCCCAGUCGAAUUCAUCGAACGUCCUAGCAUCGAAGAGGUGGAAGGAGUUCGGCUGAUAAAUCCUCCUGAACAAGAACCAGAGGACGACGAAGCCGCUCCUAUGGAUGAAGACGCCUCACCGGCCGAGCCGGAGUACGGCUGCGACAAAGAAUGGUUCGGAGCUAUCCGAGUGUAUAUCGCCGAUGGAGAGGUGCCAACCGACAAAUGGGAAGCCCGCAAACUAAAAGCUCAGACCGCGCGGUAUGUCCUCGUCGAUGGCGGGGUGUUUAAGUGGAGAUUUUCAAGACCUCUCAUGACAUGCGUCGAAGGACCGGAGGCAAGAAAGAUCAUGCACGAGGUGCACAGCGGCGCGUGCGGGAACCAUUCCAGCGGAAGGUCGCUCGCUAUCAAGAUUAAACGGCACGGCUACUUCUGA